CGCAGUUGAAGCUAUAGUCUAGUUUUUGGAGUGUCAACUUCGAGUCCAGUUUUGAACUCAAUUCCAACCCUUUUCCCAUAGACUGGUGCCAGUUUAGAGAAACCAGUUUGCUACAAUGGGUUGGAUAUCUUCGGUCCUUGGUACCGGCAAGUCGUCAGACCCUCUUUCAAAACUCGAUCCAAGCCUUCGCGACUUUCUGGAGAAAGAAUCUCCCCUCAAAUACCCUUCGAACCAACCUACGAACCCUCCUCCAACAAAUCAGCAGCCCCGGGAUGCCAAUGCAGUGGCGACAAUUACAGAACAACAGAAGCCAGUCGUACCUUCAGCAAGCUUGUAUCAAGACGGUCGAUAUGCCCACCUCUGGAAGAACUACCAGCCGCUCGCCGAGAUUGAGGCAGAGACCGCAACCGAUCAUGAGAAGCUAAUGAGCGUCUUGGAGGCAUACAAGGAACGAAAAGAGGCCAUUGGCAAGGCAGCGUUGGAAAAUUGUGCUGAAUACCAAGAGGAGUGGGUGAAUUGCAUGAAGCAUGGAAGCUGGGAGGAUCAAAUACAGAUGUGUAGACAUCAAGUUCGAAAAUUCGAGAGGUGUUAUAUGAUGCAAUCACGUUUUCUGAGAGCGUUGGGCCAUGGGUCAGUGGUAGGCAGAUCGCCUGAGGUGGAAGAGGAUAUCCAAAUGCACGCCGACUCUCUUUAUCAGCGAAUGAUCAAGCACGAGGAGGCAGUCGAGAAGGCUAAGGCAGAAGGACUGCCCGUGCCGGUCUUCCAGACAACUUUGCCGAAAGCCAAGAAAGAUGCGGUCAUGCCCACUGAAGAACUUCAACAGCAAUGGAAGGAACAACUUGAUAAGCUACCAGUUGAUGAGCGUGCGGUUGAAGAGGCUGCUCUUCGUGCCGAUCUCCAGGCCAAGGCCGAGGUCGCCGGCAGCGUUCAGAAAAUUUGGGAUACACAGGCGGAGCAGAGGAAACAGCGGCAGGCAGAAGGAACAUCUACGUUUGGAGAUUACAUCGCAGCUUUGUUUGGGAAAUCUGGGAAAUAAAACGGCGGGCAGAGAAGCAUACUGUACAGUCAUGUAUAUUAUGAUGAGCAGACUAUUAGCAUAGCUCUCCAGGCUGCAUGCCCCUAUGUAAGACUACAUGAAUAAAUAAAUGUACCAAUGUUAUAAAUGCAAUAAUCGGU
Fusarium verticillioides 7600 is the source of this 1176-nucleotide messenger RNA. RefSeq lists its product as hypothetical. The record is from RefSeq and is a predicted model, not a curated record. The transcript is spliced from 2 exons. The coding region runs from base 116 to 1036 and encodes 306 amino acids. NCBI's taxonomy places the organism in Eukaryota, Fungi, Ascomycota, Sordariomycetes, Hypocreales, Nectriaceae.